GCUGAGGCGCCAGGGGAGGGGCUCGGGCCGCCGCCGCCGCCGCGGAGAGAGGAGCAUGUCCGCAACUCGAGCCAAGAAAGUGAAGAUGGCCACCAAAUCCUGCCCCGAGUGCGACCAACAGGUUCCUGUUGCAUGUAAAUCAUGUCCCUGUGGUUACAUAUUUAUUAGCAGAAAACUCUUAAAUGCAAAACACCCAGAGAAAUCACCACCUUCUACAGAAAACAAGCAUGAGGCCAAGAGGAGGCGAACAGAGAGAGUUAGGCGAGAGAAGAUAAAUUCUACAGUAAAUAAAGAUUUAGAAAACAGAAAGAGGUCUCGAAGUAACAGCCAUUCAGAUCAUAUCAGACGAGGAAGAGGAAGACCUAAAAGUGCAUCUGCCAAAAAACAUGAGGAAGAAAGAGAAAAACAGGAAAAGGAAAUUGACAUCUAUGCUAACCUCUCUGAUGAAAAGGCUUUCGUGUUUUCAGUCGCCUUGGCAGAAAUAAAUAGAAAAAUUAUCAAUCAAAGACUUAUUCUCUGAUACUUGUCUACAAAAUGUGUUGACACUUUCUUCAGGAUUACAUCAGCAAAUUUUCAAAUAGUUAUGGACUCUCAGGAGCAUUCUGACCACAUCAAUAAGGGCCAUUGAUUUUUUUCCCUGUCAUUUAGCCUCUGCCACACUUUGGGAGCAAAGGUGUAGGCUUGAACUGUUAUGAGAUUUCCUUGUUUACUAAGGAAUAUUGUCAGUGUUUUGUGUUUGGGACAUAAGUAAGUGUAUUUACCCAAAAAAACAACAAAAAAAGUGCUGUGCUGGAUGACUGUUAAAGAAUAAAGGGGGAAGGAUGGUAGUGGAAGUAUGAAAACUAGGGAAAUAAAAUGCUUGAUAAUUUUCAGGUUUGCCACCAGAGAUGCAAUAUUUUAAAUACUUUCAGAAAGAGUGACUUUUAAAAAUAUAUAUUUCAGAUUUUCAGUACUAACAGAUUGCUUAUAUACAGUUCAUUUACUUUUAGUAAAUUGGCAAUUGAUAUUUUAUUGAAUGGGGAAUUAAGAAUAUAAACUGUAAAUUUUGUCUUGAUUUUUUUCUUGGCCUUUAUUUUUAUGACUUAAGGUUUGAGUUAUAUUUUGGGAAAUACUUUUUAGAUAGUUUGGAAGUCUGGGUGCUAUAUGAAGAAAAACAUUUAAGGAUAUAUCAUACUUCAGAUAUAAACACCUUGUUUUCUUGAAUGUAAUUUAUUUAUUGGUUUAAAAAAACUUUUCUGCUCUCAAGAUGGUGCCUGUUAACCUAAACAUAAAAUAUAUUUAUUACAUGCAAAAUAUUUCUUAGCCUCUUUUAAGCAGUAAUGUUUAUCUGAAUGGAUGUUCAUUUAUGCAUCCUGAUAAUUAUUUAAAUUGUUACUUAACCUGACUCUGGAAUAAAAAAAUAAACCUUAAUAUUGAAAC
Molecule: messenger RNA, 1419 nt
Organism: Talpa occidentalis (Iberian mole)
Lineage: Eukaryota; Metazoa; Chordata; Mammalia; Eulipotyphla; Talpidae
Gene: HDIP1
Product: chromosome unknown C16orf87 homolog
Exons: 4
Coding region: 56-520 (154 amino acids)
Source: RefSeq, a predicted model, not a curated record